This is a messenger RNA of Menidia menidia (Atlantic silverside), 1212 nucleotides long. Lineage: Eukaryota; Metazoa; Chordata; Actinopteri; Atheriniformes; Atherinopsidae. The record is from the annotation of a GenBank genome assembly.
CUGGAGGCCGAAAGGCUGGAGGCCGAAAGGCUGGAGGCUGGAGGUCCACAUCUGGCUGUCUGUUCCCACAGGGGGCAGGUGGUGCUGGGCUACAACGAGGUGGAGAUCAGCAUGAAGGGAUCCGGAUACAUGUUCAUCCACGCCGCCGACAUGAUGCACUGCGCCGAGAACCACACGCGCAUGAUCAAAACUGGGGAAACUGGAAUCACCAUCUUCAGGCUGCUGUCCAAAAGCGGCCGCUGGAUCUGGGUCCAGUCCAACGCCCGCAUGGUGCUGAAGGCGGGAAAACCGGACUUCAUCGUGGCCCGGCAGAGGGCGCUAACCCAGGACGCCGCGGCGCUCAGCUCUCUGAGCGACGCCGCCUUCCAGGACUCUCACGCCACGCUCAGCAUCCCGGGGGACGCCGCGGGCAACGGGGGCCCCGCCCGCGCGGACGCCGCCCUGCAGGAGGUCAUGUCCACGCUGCAGGACAUCCUGGAGGACGGCGAGCUGAUGGGCGCCCUGGAGGUGGCUCCGGAGGAGCUGAAGGGCUGGGAGAGCGCCCUGCUGCGUCUGAGCGGCGAGGCGGGCGCCGACCCGGGGGACGUGCUGUCCUACUUCGAGGAGCAGCUGCAGCUGGAGGUCCCCGUGGGGGCGUGGCCGCCGCCGGCGCCGCCCGCCCCGAACGGCGCCCCGGCGAUGGCGCCGCCGCUCAGCCACCUGGACUUCCCCCCGGUGGCCGUGGCGCCGCAGCCGAACGCCGUGAUCCCGUUGGCCGCGCCCCGCCGCCCUCAGAACCAGCUCGCCGCCGCGUUCCUAAUGCCCGACCCAAACGGGCCGCCGUACGCCGCCCCGCCGCCGCACGUCGCCGCGGCGACCCUCCAGGGGCGGCGGCCAAACCCGGCCUUCAGCCAGUGGAACGGCGCCGGCCAGAACAUUUCAAACGGUUUCCACGCCGACGCGGCGGCGCCCGGCCUCUUCACGCCGGCGCUCCACGAGCCGCCGUGGCCGCAGCGGCGCCCGCUAACCGCCGAUGAUGUCAUCGGCCGGGCGCCGCUCAGGGCGCCGCACGCCGCCACGCCGCCGGUAAGUUAUUUUUCUUCUUUGUGGAUCCCUUUAACCCAAACCAAACCCUCAGAGCUGCCUUUGUCUCCACAGAUCAGCAGCCUGGGCGGCGCCGGCUUCCCGUUCCCGCUGCUGCCCAACGGCUCCUGCUUCUCCGACAGCAAAUGA